AUGCAACAUUUAGACAAAUGUACAAAUGAAUACAACUUAAAAAGUUUAGUGCGUUAUAGGUUAUUAUCGGAGCCCGAAAUAUCAAACUUGCUAAAAACGACAAUAUCAAAUCAUUCAAUUCAAUCGUCACAUCAACAACAGCAACAACAGUCAUCUCAUAAUGAAGAGUCUUCAUCCGAUUUGGAUAUGCCAAAAAAUAAUAUGAAGGAUCAACAUAAUUCUGUAUGCACGAAUAAUGAUAAAAAGUCACAAAAUAGAAAUAAUAACACGAUUCAAACAUAA
This is a messenger RNA of Chironomus riparius, 282 nucleotides long. The record is from the annotation of a GenBank genome assembly. NCBI's taxonomy places the organism in Eukaryota, Metazoa, Arthropoda, Insecta, Diptera, Chironomidae.